AAAAUGGAAGUUGGAUAGCCUCCAGUGGAAGGAAAUGUUAAUUUUGCGGUGACAGAGAGUCAGACAAAGGCAAAGAAGCUUAUUUAAGAAGCAGCUAAACUGUUUUGGUUUGGACUGGUAAUGACGUUUCAUCGAAAUAAGAUGAUGAUUUCUUUGCUUCUGUGAUCUUUCAAUUGAAAAAGACGGCUUCUGAAUUUAAACAUGUCAGAGCAGUAUUGUCGGAGUAUUCUGAGGAUAGCCCUGGCUCAGAUUUGUCAGAAUGUGGGGUGGAACUCGGCCCAGUCCACGCCCCUUGAGCUCCUUACUGAUGUCCUGGGACGCUACAUGUUACAGCUGGCUAAAGUCACUCACAGAUAUUCUGAACAGUUUGGAAGAACAGACCCUAACUUGGAUGAUGUGGGGCUGGCGUUCAGACACAUGGGGGUCAGCAUCAGUGAGUUGGAGGAGUAUGUCCGCCAUGUGGAGCCGGCGCCCUUCCCUCACGAAAUUGUACAAUUCCCCGCCCCCAAGAGCUGUAAUUUACAGAUUCCUAAACCUGGUCACAAAGAGUUACAGACAAGGGAUGAGCACAUUGAGGAUUACAUGCCCCUAUUAUAUCCUACCCCAGAAGAUGAGUUGGACAAUGAGACAGAGAAGUCAAACGAUCAGGGAGAGGGGUCAGCCAUGCAGGUAGAUCAAGGUCAGAAUGGGGUCGGAGGUCAAGCAGAGGUCACAGAGGGCAGUAACCUCAUCGUCCCGGGAGACAAACGACCAAUGACAAGCCCAGUGGAGGGAGGCUUGCCAAAGAAAAGACCAAGGUUGACCAAUGCCGCUUUGCCUGAAGAAGCUAUGCAUUCUCAGUAUGAGAUGAAGAGCAUUGCAAUCACACACACUGGGGACCUGACCCCCACCAAGGGAGGAAAACUGCCAGAUGCCAGGACCCCUCCCCAGGGAUUUAAGAAAGCUAGCCAUGACAAGCCUUCAGUUAGUAAGAUCUUCAGGAAAGAAAAGGUGGAUUCAAGACCCUCUACACCCUUAAGCCGGCCAGAAAAGGUGAUAGAGAGCAGUGGAGAAUCCCAGAGAGUGGAGGCAGUAGGAAAAGAGAGAGAGCAGAGAGUGGAGGAGAUUAUGAUUUAUCCAGAUGGAACUAGUAAGAAAAUUCCUCGACAAAAGGGAGGUGGGGAUGAAGUAUCGAACUCAGAGACUGUGUCAAAAUCUGCCUCUCUUCCUGCUUUAGAAGACAAAAUACCAGUCCCAAGUCCAUCAACAAAAGUUAUUCCAAAGAAAAAGAAAGUGGGUCGACCACGAUCUAGGUCAAAAUCUCCCAGGGCCCCAAAAUCACCAGGGCAAGGAAAAAGCCCUGCUCAGCCAGGAAGUAGCCCUCGGGGUCGAGGGAGGCCACCCAAGGACAAAACCCUGCUUAAAACUCCCGAGAAAAAGAAAGAGAGUAAAAAUAUUCCUGUUUUGUCUACGAUGGAGGAAAUGUUUGCCAGUGAUGUGUUGGACUUGUCCAGGAAACCAGCACCACCAGCUGCUUCUGCUAAGGAGAAUGUGGAGAAGAAACCAACUGAUGUGGAGUUACCUCUUGAUCUCAGUAGUAAAAGUAAGGAGAAGGCCAGAGGUAGGGGAAGGCCACCUCUAAGUCCCGAGAAGAAACGAGCCCGAGAAAUGAACAUUGAUCUUUGUAUCGAGGCUGUAUUGAAGAUGUCUAGAGAAGGAGAUUCUGAAGGGGGUGCAAUGAAGGAGAAAGAAGUUAAAUCAGAGAGGAUAGCAGAAGAGAUGUCAGAAGCAAACCAAGAGGACACGAAUCCGGCUAUUGAGGACAGCAUUGAUGCCCCUCCCUCUGUGACUGUGAAAAGAGAAAUGAUUGAGGAGGAGGCUGCAUCAUUUGACUUGUCUGAACAGAAGAAGAAAAAGAAGAAGGAGAAGACACCAAAACAGAAAGAAGAGCAUCCGAGUGAAGAGGUAAAAGACAAGCUGAAGGAUAAGCUGAAAGGGAAAGAUUUCGUCAGCGAGACGGUCAAGGCAGAGCCCCCGGAGGAGGAGGUCUCCAGACCCCCCAACGUGUACGACUUCCCAGAAAGUCCCCCCAAACCACCAGAACAAGUCAAAAAGGAGGUCACUCAGUCUCCACAGAAGAUGUUCAGUGUGGAGUUUGUGGAUAAAGAAGUGGAGAAUAAGGAGGGAGAGAAGGUCAAGGAGAAAAGUAGAGAUAAACCAGAGAAGGAGAGAUCCAAG
Messenger RNA from Saccostrea cuccullata (small rock oyster), 2217 nucleotides. Its product is annotated as transcription initiation factor TFIID subunit 3-like. Gene Ontology annotation, molecular function: p53 binding; transcription factor binding; protein heterodimerization activity. The record is from RefSeq and is a predicted model, not a curated record. Gene Ontology annotation, cellular component: transcription factor TFIID complex. The transcript has 6 exons. Gene Ontology annotation, biological process: positive regulation of transcription by RNA polymerase II. NCBI's taxonomy places the organism in Eukaryota, Metazoa, Mollusca, Bivalvia, Ostreida, Ostreidae. The annotation marks the transcript as partial.